GGUUUAGUACUUAUAUUGGUGCUGUCACUGAUCAGAUGAGUUGAUUAGGUCCCACGGGUAGUUGUGGGGUUUAUGUUUUCCUUUCCUUCGAAGUUCCGGGUUUGAUAUAAGUUAUGGCAACAGUACCUGAGAAUGCUUCUCACGGCUGUCCAGGACUAGAGAGUACAGAUGCUGGUCGUGCUAGUGCGUGUGCUGGAUGCCCCAAUCAAUCGAUAUGCUCCUCCGGCGCGGUCGGGAGUCAAGAGGACGCAGCGGCUCAGCUGGUUGCAGAGAGGUUGAAAGAGGUUCACACAAAAAUAUUGGUUCUGUCCGGCAAAGGUGGCGUUGGUAAAAGCACAUUCACAGCAAUGCUUGCCAGGACACUGGCGGAUAAAUACAGCGAACAGAAUUUCGGUGUCCUAGAUCUGGACAUAUGCGGACCAUCGCAGCCAAGAAUGCUUGGUGUUCAAGACGAACAGGUCCAUCAGUCAGGUUCUGGCUGGUCCCCAGUUUACAUAGAAGACAACCUCAGUCUGAUGUCGAUCGGCUUUCUGCUAUCGAGUCCAGAUGAUGCCAUCAUAUGGCGUGGACCAAAGAAAAACGGCAUGAUCCGGCAGUUCCUCAGCGAGGUUGAUUGGGGUACUUUGGAUGUUCUCCUCAUGGAUACUCCGCCUGGAACUUCAGACGAACAUCUGUCGUCAGUGUCGUAUCUGAAGCCGACCACUGGCAAGGUGGGCGCAAUAAUCGUAACCACACCUCAAGAAGUUUCUCUGCUGGACGUGCGAAAGGAAAUCUCCUUUUGCAAGAAGAUGAAAAUCCCAAUACUGGGCGUUGUAGAGAAUAUGGCAAUAUUUGAGUGCGGAAAAUGUAAGAAGUCGUCGGAAAUAUUUCCGGCGAAAACUGGAGGAGCGAAAGCUAUGUGCAAGGAAAUGGAAGUUGAAUUCUUGGGCAGUUUGCCCUUGGAUCCGUUGAUAACACAGAAAUGUGAUAGCGGAUCUACUUUUGCUGGGAUCAAAGAAUCGGCACUUGUUGUACUGAGCCAGAUCUGCGAGAAGAUAGAAAGUUAUAAGAACAAUUGAAUGUGAAAUAUUUUAUUUUGAAAUAAACCGUUAUUUUUAUUGCGUUCUUUUUA
Hermetia illucens (black soldier fly) is the source of this 1111-nucleotide messenger RNA. It is a transcript of the gene Nubp1, whose product is annotated as cytosolic Fe-S cluster assembly factor NUBP1 homolog. Gene Ontology annotation, biological process: iron-sulfur cluster assembly. Lineage: Eukaryota; Metazoa; Arthropoda; Insecta; Diptera; Stratiomyidae. Gene Ontology annotation, molecular function: ATP binding; 4 iron, 4 sulfur cluster binding; ATP-dependent FeS chaperone activity. The record is from RefSeq and is a predicted model, not a curated record. The transcript has 2 exons. The coding region runs from base 114 to 1058 and encodes 314 amino acids. Gene Ontology annotation, cellular component: cytosol.